AUGUGUUGGAUCGCAGCUUCAUUGUUGAAACACAAAGUUGAUAGGAAGGAAUCAAUUGAACUAGCAAAGCGUCACCUAGAUUUUAGUUGCAAGGAAGAAGAGGCAAACUAUGUGUAUUCAAAGUUGCGGGUAUUGAAGAAAAUGUUCUUAUCCUGGGGAGAUAAUAUCAAGGAAUCUGCUUCUUCACAAGAUCACAUAGCCACCACUGAAGAUAUUAAAAUUACAAAAGAGCCAUUAGAUGCAGGGGAGUCACAGUUAGAGGCAUGUAAUUUUAAAAAACUAAAAGUUGAGAUUAAAGAGGGGUCACAUGACCAGGAAUUUACUGAUAAACUGGUUCUUUUGCUGCAGGAAGAUGCAUUUAAGCUUAGAAUGGCCAAGGGGGAAAUGCUAAAAAGUAUUAGACGAGUCCAGCGAAAAUGUGAAAAGCGGAUGACAAAGCUCCUUCGAAAGCAACAUGAGGAAAUUCAGGAGUUUCACAGAUUUUGGGAGGAGAAGAGGUUGCAAUUGGAAAAAGAGCAUAGAGUCGAGUCAGCUUUUGUGCGUUCUAUACAUCAAAAAAAUUCAAUGCAGAUGGAUAAGCUCAAAAUGGUAGAUAAUGAGUUUGCGGAAAAAAUGGAAGAACACAAACACCAGAAGGAUAUAUGCUUUAAAGAUCUCGAGGCAAAGCAUUUGACCGCAAGGGAUGAGGAGAAACACAAGGUGGCUAAUUGGUUGGCAGAAAUAAAGUCCAGCACAAGUGAAGGUACAGCUCUCGAUGAACUUCCUUUGCAUGGAUCUGAAUGUAGGAACAAGGUGGGGUACUCUCGGGCAAGUGAACUUGGAGCUUGCAAUGGCCUUGAGAACGUUGCUCAUGUGCCUGAACAUCUUACAGAACAGAUUCCAGAUAGAAUUGUGCAUAGUACGCUGUUGAGUUGUGUGGCACCAACUGAUAUUACUAAGACUCUUCCAAAUGAAGCGUUAGGCUAUAGCAUACCCGCCGACACUGGAAGUACCCGUGUGAGUGUGUAUGAUGAUGAUGUGGAGACUAUGGCCACGGGCAGAGUAUCGGUUGAUAGAAUGGAGCAGCCCGACAGAGUAGGCAAUUCCACUGCCAGUUCUGAGAAUAUUGCUUGUGUGAAUCCUCCAUCUUCUGAAGAACAGCCACCAGAUGGAGUUCAGUCAAUUUUGAGAGGUGAAGAUGUUCCAUCAGAAGUGCCUGAAACUGUUCUUAAUGAAGUGGUGGGUGAUGUUGAUGCCGGAGAAAUAGGAAGUCCUGCUGUGGUUACCAAUGGAGAGAAUGAAGGAGGAAAUAAAAUGAGCUAUGAUGUAUCAAACGCAUUGAGAAUCCAUAGUGAUGGUGCCAAUGACUCCUUUAACACCGAGUCACCUUUCCUCGGGCCAUCAUUGAUAGAGUUACCUUCAGUACAGCCAGUUGGUACUCCUGCUUGUGAUGAUCUUUUGCCACAGUAUCUGGAGCACGAUGCAUGUUCUCCAGCAUCGAUAUGCAUUGAAAUUGGAGUUCAAGACGAAACUCUUCAUGGCAAUCAGAGUACGUUGGAACAAGGUCUUUCACCUUUGCAACCUGUCGAUGAUGGACCCAUUGAUCAGUCAAAUCAUCAUGCCCCGUUAUUAGAACCUCUUGAUAGACUGCACGAGUCACAGUGUAAUGACACAAGUGUGGGUCAAAAUCAGUGUGAUUUACCUCCAGCUAAUAGACUUGCUCGAGAACCUUGUAGUGAAGGACACAUCUCUUUCCAAAAUGCUGAGGCAUCUUUCCAGUUAGCUGGAAACCAAGCAGAGCUUUCAGAUAUGGCUGCUUCACGAACUGGGGCAAAUUUCGAAGUGCAUCCUCAGCCUGAUGCUACACAAUUACCUCUGGGGAAUAAUCAGCCCAACUUAAGUUCAACUAGCAGAGUUCAAAAUCAACCAAGUGGUGAGUUGCAUGCUUCUUUUCAAAAUGCUGAUGCUUCACCUCUGGUGGACGAGGUCAGAGCCGAGCUUCCAAAUCGAGCUGUUUUGCCAGCUGACGCAAAUUUGUCCAUUACACAAGGAUUCAACAACUUUCUAGCGCAAAGUGCACGCCAAGCAGCCUCCCGGAUGCCACCUACCCCUUUAUAUGCUGAUCCACUUCAAAAUGAAUUGGAAAGAUUACGUAAAGAGACGGAACAAGCCGUCAAGGUUCAUGAAGAAACGAAAGUGCGGCUGAAAUCUGAAUGUGACAAGGAGAUAGAAGAAAUUAUUGCUCAAAUUCGUAGCAAGUACGAGGCUAAACUUCAGGAGGCUGAGGCAGCAUUCCUACUGAAAAAGAAUAUUUUUGAUACAAAUCACAACAAAGUUCUCAUGAAUAAGAUAUUGGCUGAGGCUUUCAGGUCUAAGUGCGUGGAUCUCAGGUCUACCGGGUCCUUGGGAAUGCCACAAGCUAUGCCUUCUGGUUUGAUGCAGCAUCGACAUCAAUCAUCAUUGCAGCCUACACCAAGACCUCUCGUCAAUGGUUCGUAUCCGGCUGGCCAAGCUGCAGCCAGCCAGCAGAUUACCCCACUCUCUCCACAGCUUCACCAUUCAGCAGCACUUUUCGCAAGCAUUAUGACCAGACCACCUCAUAUUAGCCCCAUCACCCCGUCCACAGUCAGAGUUGCUGGUGAGAUUCGUGCCCCAGCACCACAUAUUCAACCUUUCAGACCUGCAUCCAUGUCCACUGCCAGUUUCACAUCCCUAACACCUGGGAUACCUUGCCAGCCGGCACCAAAUAACCUGCCUGCAACUUCUCCAUCGCAUACCCAGCUUCCACCACCACCAUCAUCAUUACCAACCAAUCACUCUGGCCUUUGUAGUAGGCCUCCCCAGCCUGAAAAUGCUGGAGGCUUGCCACCACCAUCAUCAUUAGCAACCAAUCACUCUGGCCCUUGUAGUAGGCCUCCCCAGCCUGAAAAUGCUGGAGGCUUGCCAGCUCAUAAUUUAUCGCUGUCUGCAACGGAGAUGCUUAUGGACAUUGAUAGUCGUUCUGGUGCACAUCAGCCUGACAUUAUGCCGCCUCUAGCAGAUUUUAGUACAACCUUUGAUUCAUUAGACUUAUCCGAGUUUGGAGCAUCAGGUAGCAUGCAAGUUAGCUCGGCCCCUUCUGCUGUAGUCGCUGAUGUUGUUUGUUUAUCUGAUGAUGAUUGACCUGCUGAGAUAGUUUGAAAAGUUGCUCCUUGUCUAACUUUAGUCAAUUGCUGGGCGUUGCAACCUCAUUUGUGGGAGAUCUCUUGUAAAUUGUAAUGGCUAACAAGAGAGUGCAUUUAAAAAUGUGCUUGUACAUAAUUGGUUUCUUAAAUCAAGAAACUCUCAGUUUUGUAUGGUUCAAUGCUUUCUUGUACUAUGUUACGAUGUAUAUUUCUACUUUUCUUUAAUUCAUUUGCGG
Ilex paraguariensis (yerba mate) is the source of this 3379-nucleotide messenger RNA. The record is from the annotation of a GenBank genome assembly. Lineage: Eukaryota; Viridiplantae; Streptophyta; Magnoliopsida; Aquifoliales; Aquifoliaceae.